GCGUAAUCGCCCUCGGUGACGCCGGUGACGUUCAGCUUUAUCAUCUGCCCUCAGGCUCACUAUAUAAUCUCGCUCGUCCACUCCCACCUUUCAUCUUCCCAUCAACCACUCACACUUUCUCUUACCCUCCCUCAUGGACGACUCGAUCAAACGCAACCCUAAACGGCAUGCCAAUACCGUCCUGGACGUCGAUUUCACCUCAGAUGACGAUCCAGCUUUCUCCAGCAGACCCACGAACCGCAAGCGGCGUCAUGUCGCUGAUACAUUCACCGUCGUCAACAUCGCCUCCGACGACGCUCCAACUCCAGCGGGUCUCGCCCGGGACUCCAGCAGUUCAACGGCUUCAGUACUCAAGGAGCAGCCAAGUUUGAUCGACCUCCCUCAGGACGUUGAAAUGGCUCUGUACCAAGACUAUCCAGCUCUUCCGGCUCUUCCGGUCCCUGUGCCUGAACGACACCUCGCUGCUCGACCUCCGGCAUCAUCGCUUCCACAACGCUCACCUCCUCGCCGCAAUCUCGCGGGUCCGCCCGUCGGUCCCCCCUCUCGUGCUUCGUGUCGUCAUCAUUGCAAAAAGACAAUCCUCAGAGGAAUCUGCACAGUCAGGGCUCACGGGAAAUGCAAUGACAAACCGACUACGCUUGUGAGGUGCACCCGUUGUGGAGAUCAACGCUGCCAGAAGUGCAAUCGUCUGACGACAGACCACUCUGGCUCAAGGAAGCAUGGCAAACGACCGGGACAGCCAGGCUACGAGGGUCCCUUGCCGGAGAGGAUGCAGUUGAUAGAUGGAUAGUUCACACUGAUGAAGACUCUGACAUGAUAUUGGAAGACUCCAUACCAUCAUGAUAUCUGUAGCUAGAAAGUUUUCAAU
Molecule: messenger RNA, 868 nt
Organism: Dothidotthia symphoricarpi CBS 119687
Lineage: Eukaryota; Fungi; Ascomycota; Dothideomycetes; Pleosporales; Dothidotthiaceae
Exons: 3
Coding region: 134-790 (218 amino acids)
Source: RefSeq, a predicted model, not a curated record